Phytophthora sojae is the source of this 4689-nucleotide messenger RNA. RefSeq lists its product as hypothetical. Gene Ontology annotation, biological process: retrograde transport, endosome to Golgi. Gene Ontology annotation, molecular function: protein binding. The record is from RefSeq and is a predicted model, not a curated record. NCBI's taxonomy places the organism in Eukaryota, Oomycota, Peronosporomycetes, Peronosporales, Peronosporaceae. The coding region runs from base 1 to 4689 and encodes 1562 amino acids. Gene Ontology annotation, cellular component: trans-Golgi network. The transcript has 2 exons.
AUGGCUACAUCCACUCCGGAGGCCACGCGCAGCGCGCUGGAGGAGCAGCUGCAGCGCGAGAUGCUCAAGCGUCGGCCCGACCACUUCGUGCUUGGCGUCACGUGCCGCGCGCUGGGCGGCGUGCCCGCGCAGCUGCGCGCGCGUGUGUGGAAGGAGCUGCUGGGCGUCGCGCGCAGCGAGCAGCAGCGGCUGUGCCUGGACCGCAGCAUCCUGAAGGUGGAAGAGGACCUGGACAACCAGCGCGUGAUCGCGGCGGACGCGGCCCGCACGCGCGGCAACGAGCCGCGCUUUCAGCAGCCCGAGACCGUGGAGCUCGUGGUCAAGCUGCUCACGUACUACUGCAAGUGCCGCAGUAUCCGGUACAAGCAGGGCAUGAACGAGGUGCUCGCGCCCUUCCUGCUGCUCACGGAGCGGCGUGACGGGAGCGACGAGCCCGUGCCAUUGGCCGAGGGGGUCGUGUUCCAGUGCUUCUACGCACUCAUUGACAAGUUCCUGCCUCAUGUGUUCGUGGAUAAGGAGUUCAGGUCGCUGCAGUGCUCCUUCCAGCUGUACAAGCUGCUGAUGCUGUACCACGACCCGGAGCUGUGUCACUAUCUGGACCAGCACGACAUGACGCCCGAGCUCUACGUGACGCCGUGGUUCAUGACGCUCUUCGCGCGCUCGCUGCCGCCUGAAUUUGUUUUCUACUUGUGGGAUUUCUUUUUAUUGGAGGAAGACCCGUACUUGCUGCACUUUGUGGCGUACGCGCUCGUGGCGAACAACAGGGAGAGGAUCUUUGAAGCGGAGAUCCCCAUGCUGCCCCAAGUGCUGAGCUCGCUGACGUUUUCCACGCGCGAAGAGCUGGAGCAGGUGUGCGCGAGCGCGCUGGCGAUCUACGAGUCCACGCCGCGCUCGUUCAAGCGCGACUUGUACUCGGUGUGCUACGGCGGAUUCACGGAUGCAAUGAUCCCCUUUUUCGAGCAACUGUACGCGUGCUCCAGCCUGCAGGUGUACCCGGAGGAACUCGUGCGCAACUUACUGGAUCGACUGGCGACGAAAGCCAAGCAGAAGUGCAUGCCGGAGCCGGUGCUCGCCCCAGCUGCGCCGGUGCUGCAAGAAGAGUGCGUAAGUGAGAACGGGUCGCUUAACCCGUUGCUGUCGCCAAUCGAAGAUCAACCCCCCCAGUUGUAUGCACCUGGGACUGACGACGGAGAGGAAUCGACUGCACUCAAGUUCAUCGUGUUGGAUUGCCGACCAGCGGAAGAGUACCACAAGUCGCACUUGAGCCUUUCGCACCACAUCGACCCCAGCAUCAUGUCAAGGCCGGAUGCUCUCGAUGGACUUAUGAAGGGCUUCUCGCACAUGAAAGGCUGCCACUUCUGCUUUGUUGGGCCCUCGGUUGAUUCACCCUCGAUUCUGCCAAGAACGUCCUCUAACAAUGGGAUCCUGAAUCCUAUCGCGCGCUUGGCCCGAGUCAUUUCAAGCGACAAGUCACAGCAUGCGCCGGCACCAGACCCGAUUCAGAUAUCAAUUGAUGUUGGCGUUGCAGGGGAAGUUGCUGGAGAGACGUCACCUUCAUCGUCGGCUUCUACAGGACCCGUGACCUUAUCUCGCAAGCAGAGUCCUGGGGAGCCUGGCGCCUUAGCCAGCGAGAUUGGCAGUAGUGGGGCAUCAAAGGUGCACGCGGAGCACGAGUCCGUGACUCGUCUGGUGCUAAUGUUUCUGCAAAAGGGCUUCAAGUUUGUGAGCCGACUCGACGGAGGGUUUGACGCGCUGGAGAAGAAUAUCCGAAGCAUGGACGCCUUCGCGCAGGAGCAGCUUCUUGUGUCGUCACCGCUACCAUUGCCGACUACUGAGCAGGUACCGACCGCACCAGAUUCGAAUGGCAGCACGUCUUCAGGAGGGUUCAAUCUGCUCGCCAAGAUCGGUCUGAAUCGUUCCCGAGCACCAUCCCAUGAUGACUUUGUGGCCGAAGCGCCUAGCAGCACACGCACCGAAACUUCCGAAACGAGUAGCACCCGCAGCACUACGACGACCACGACAACUACAGUCACGCCGAUUUCAUCAGCUCCGAGCAGCAGUACCUCUAACGAAAUCAAGGAAAUCAAGGAAGUAAAGGAGGUGAAGGAGGUGAAGAAGACGAAAACCAAGCUCACGACGAGUUCUGCGGUAUCGACGUUCUCCCAGCGCCUUAGUUUCCUCAAAGCUGCGGCAAAAGAUGUGGUAACGUCGACCUCAAGCUCUAUCGCGCGGACUAGCAGCAACGCGUCUGUAGAGACAAAAGAUGCCGCUGAAGAGAAGAGUGGUUCAAACGAGGACGGGUGGGUGGAAGUGCGUGUGAACACUGAUGAAGUGGCGGAAAAGAGCAGCGGCACUACAAUUGAUGUGGAGAUACAACCAGGCCCCAUUGGGAUUCUGUUCCAGAAGUCUCGAACGUCGAAGAAGUACCAAGCCGUCGUGGAUAGUGUGGUUCCGGACAGCCAGGCAUCCGCGACUGGGCUCAUCAACGCCGGAGAUUUACUCGUUGCGAUCAAUGGAGAAAGCUUAGAGGACGUCGCGUUCCUCAGCGUCAUCGAACUCGUGAUUGAAGCUUCUCGGCCCGUGGUGUUGCGCUUUCUCACGCCUGUGAGUAAGGACAAGGACAAGGAAGGUAACGCAUCGGACGCAAUCAGUAUCCCACCUUUGGCACCGACACUGGUGAGUGCAACGCGGCACUCGGUUUGUAUCACGUGGGACAAACUGCCAGCGUCAGUUGCUCCGCCAUCGAUGGCGCGUUAUCAGCUCCAGUUUGCCAAGCAAUCGGGCGAUGAGUUCAAUCCUUGGCUCUUUGCAGCAAUGAAGCAAGAGGGAACGACUGCUGAGAUGAACUCGACAGGUAUCACGGACCAAACGAAUGGGACCAUGCUUGGUCUUGACCCGGGCGAGUCGCUGGUGUUUCGUGUGCGUUGUGGAGACGGCCAGCGGUGGGGACCCUACAGUUUAUCGAGUAGUUCCAUGAAGACACUGGACGAUCGGACAGCAGGGCCAUUAGUACCCAUGUCAGGAACCGUGACGCCGAAAGGGGUAAGUCGAGAUGAGCUCACGAGUGCGAUCUUCCUCCCCGGUGUGUGUCCUGAAUACGUCGAGCGUGGUCAGUUCUUUUAUCGCGUGCUUAUCGCAUUACGCGCACGUCGUCGACCCGAUUUUAAUGCCGAGAAGCUGGGCAUCGUACUGGACAAGGGUAUGGUGAUCCGUGGCUCGGAGCGACUUGUGUGCCCAGGUACGAACCAGAUCUUCGUUCGUCUCGAAUUUGGUGGUAGUGACGAAGCCGUAGAGGAUGGCAGAGAAUACGAAGGCAAUGCAGGCGAACUGGUCCUGCUCCGUAAUGGCCAGAGAGAAGCAGACGCCGAUGCUGACGGCGUGUGGGCAUUUGAAAACACGCCCGAUGGUGACGUGGUUCUGGAGCGUCUCCCCCAGUCUGAGGUUGAGGAGAUUGGGCCUUCGCUGCAAGAACAAGCCAAAUCCCUGGUUCAAUCGUUCCUCAGCUCGCAUGGUAUUACUACUCCUCCCAGUACGACCGACAGCGGGAGCCUGGAAGACAACGCAAACUCCAACAGUGCCGCUUCGAUCAGCUCCAUGGUGUCUACUGCACCUAGCAGUAGCAGCGGCAUUAGCGCGGCGCUAUCAUCGCACGCACCAGUCGCGCCCCGUAUCUUACAGGUGUUCCCCGCAUCCAGCUCUGAAGUCAUCGUUACAUGGGAUCCGGUAAACGACAUCGGCGUGACCAAGUACCAGAUCCAGUACGUCAAAGACCGUCUGGCUGCGAUGUGGUGGACGCUGAAGCCCGACAUCGACGCGGAUACUCUCAAGUACACUGUCACGGGACUGCAGGCGAACACAUCGUACCUGUUCCGCAUUCGUAGCGGCACGGAGGACAACAAGUGGAGCCCCUACAGCGAGUCCAGCGAGAGCUGUCGCACUCUUGCUACCGGUAAAGUUUUGGUGAACAGCUCCUCCAGCGACGACGAUGGGGAUCCCUCGGCCUCUCGACCUGAAAGCAGCAGCGGAAGCAAGCGGUCAUCAGUCUCGGUACCGACCUCAGCACCUCAAGUCUCGUCGAUGCGGACCGGAAGCACGAUUCUGGACAAAGCGGUCGCUCUGACUUCUCGCUUGAGGCGUCGCUCGCAUUCCACGAAUAAUCCCCAAGUCGAAGCGCAACCUGACGAAGCGCCGGUGGAUACCAAGGAUGAGGGAGAAAGCCAACAACACGAAGAAGACAAGAUAUGCGAGCUGGAACUACCGUCAUCAAGACAAGUAAAUUUGGCGAGCUGGAAGUCCUCGUCCAGCGAGGCGCAUAAAAGCUUUAGAUUCUACCGCGCGACCAAGUUUGAAGAGCAGGACGAAGAUUCGCACAAACAGUUGACUCGGCUUGGGGAGCGGGAGCUUGUCGUCACCCCUUCACUUCUCGUCGUGCUCAACGUGAUGGCGGCUACUCGCGAAGGCUUCGCGUUAGUGGAAGAGUGGCGUCCUUUGACCUCGCUGAUCAAGGUGGCCGAACGGGACGACCUGGACAACUCGCUCGUCUUCCACUUCAACGAAGACGCGACCACGCCCGACUCCACCGACGACACCCCACAUAGCGACCAGUUGAUUGUCAAGGUCGAUGGAGCCAAGGUCUGCGCACAGGUUGUUCAGGAGUACCACGCGAAUACUUCGAGCCUCGAGGAAUAG